AGGGACAAUGAUAAAAAUAAUUCCAGAGAGCGCUUGAAGAACUUGACAUCUAGAACAAAAGAAGAAGAUAAUUCCAUCAAGUCUUUGGUAGUUUGCAUUAAAAUGCACAAGGACAUUUUGAAAUUUUCAGAACUUAUGGAAGAAAACUAUACAAAUUAUUUCUUUAUAUUGCUUGAUUUCAUUUUAUUCGGGCUCUCAGUUACAGGUUUUCAAGUUCGUACAAUUAUUCCAAAAAAAAUGAAACUGCUGAUUAUUUUUGUACUUAUGAGAUGUAAAAUAAUAUCGAAGAUAUCGACUGGAAAAAUUUACACAAUGUCAAUUGAAAACUGUUCUUCCGUAAUGAAAACAUCAUCAAUAUCUUUUUUCACCGUCUUAUCAUCUAUCCAGUGA
Molecule: messenger RNA, 390 nt
Organism: Cotesia congregata
Lineage: Eukaryota; Metazoa; Arthropoda; Insecta; Hymenoptera; Braconidae
Source: the annotation of a GenBank genome assembly